Molecule: messenger RNA, 1920 nt
Organism: Pseudomassariella vexata
Lineage: Eukaryota; Fungi; Ascomycota; Sordariomycetes; Amphisphaeriales; Pseudomassariaceae
Exons: 2
Coding region: 1-1920 (639 amino acids)
Biological process (GO): secondary metabolite biosynthetic process
Molecular function (GO): flavin adenine dinucleotide binding; oxidoreductase activity, acting on CH-OH group of donors
Source: RefSeq, a predicted model, not a curated record
AUGAAGCCAAACCUCCUGCUGCUGCGAUCCACUUUCGCGGCGCCAUCCUUUGUGCCAUCUCUUCUUGACCCCAUUACGGAUAGCAUUUGGACGACUCUCGACGGACUGGUUGAAGUCGCACUUGGCGCAGUCGAGGGGACUCUCGGCGUGGAGAAGUCGUACGACUACGUUGUUGUUGGCGGCGGAACUGCUGGCAACACAAUUGCCUACCGAUUGGUAGAGGCAGGUUUUUCAGUAGCAGUCAUUGAGGCAGGGCUCUCAUAUGAACUCGGGAAGCCGAUCGUGGGCGCAGCGCCGCUUGGAGACAUCAUUGGGGUCGGAUCUAACCCGCUUGAUUCCAUAAUAACCGUCGACUAUGGCUUCAAGACGACGGCACAGCCUGGCGCAGGAGGGCGUGAGAUGCAUUAUGCGCAGGGGAAGUGUCUGGGUGGUACGUCGGGUCUCAACUUCUUAAUCCACCACCGACCCAACCGAGGCGCCCUGGAUGCGUGGGCUGAAGCUGUCGGCGAUGACAGCUACACUUUCGACUCGAUGCUUCCUUACUUCAAGAAGAGCUACACAUUCACACCACCCAACAAUGAGACACGGCUUGCCAACGCUACCACCUUGUACCAACAUAGUGACUUCGCGGCCGAAGGCGAGGGAGGGCCAAUCCAGGUCACUUAUCCUAAUUGGACACCGGUUUGGUCCACGUGGGCCGUUAAGGGCUUGGAGGCGCUCGGAAUUGUCGCUACAUCAGAGUACAAUGAAGGGGUUUUGAACGGAUGGCACUAUGCGCAGACGACCAUGCACCCCGACUCGCAAGUGCGCUUCACCUCUGCCGACUUCAUCUACAAGGCGCGUGAUGAGGAGGAGUUGAGCGAUAGGCUCACCGUCUAUCUGCAAACCCGGGCCAACAAGAUCGUUUUUGACGAAAACAAGAAGGCAACCGCUGUUGAAGUGGCAGGCCUCGACCUGCUCACCUACAAAAUCAACGCAACAAAGGAGGUCAUCGUAUCCGCUGGCGCGCUGCACUCGCCGCAGCUGCUCAUGUUGUCAGGUGUCGGACCUGCUGACCAACUCAGCCAGUUCGGCAUCGAUGUGAUCGCAGACCGGCCCGGCGUUGGGCAGAACCUGACAGACCAUGUGCUCUUCGGUCCUACGUACGAGGUCACCUUCGACACCCUGGAUGCAGUACUUGGAAACCCCCUGAUUCUAGCUGAGAGCGUGGCCGAGUACGCCGCCACGCAGACGGGACCCUUGACCAACCAAGUCGCCGAUCUCCUCGCCUGGGAGCGUCUUCCCGCAUCGACCAAUUUAUCACAGUCGACAUGGGAUGCCCUCGCCAAGUACCCUGAAGACUGGCCGCAGAUCGAAUAUUUCCCAGCGGCAGGCUACAUUGGCGAAUUCAACAUACCCUGGCUUGACCAACCCAAAGAUGGAAAGCAGUAUGCCUCCAUCAUCGCCGCCAUUGCCAUGCCUCUCUCGCGCGGAAACGUCUCUCUUGCCAGUGCUAGCGCCGCAGUCAAGCCCCUAUUCAACCCCAACUGGCUCUCCGACCAAGGCGACGUUGAGGUGGCCAUCUCUAUCUACCGUCGCGUACGUGACAUUUUCAACACUGAAGCAGUCAAGAGUGUUCGCGUCGACCCCAGCGCCACGGGCGAAUUCUGGCCCGGCGCGGACGUUGAGACGGACGAGGAGGUUAUCGCUAACUUGCGGACAUCAGUCAUGGCUGUCAUGCACGCAUCCUGCACGUGCAGGAUGGGUCGCAAAGAUGAGGACACUGCCGUGAUCGACAACUUGGCCCGUGUUAUUGGCGUGGAUGGACUACGUGUUGUCGAUGCCAGUGCCCUGGCCCUUCUGCCUCCAGGGCACCCGCAGGCGCUGAUUUAUGCCCUAGCUGAGAAGAUUGCGGAUUCCAUUAUUCAAGGAUUGGAGUGA